GCUGCUUUGUAAACACAGCAGCAGUCGAUGUGCGGUGCGAUAAUUUUUCCAUGCGCCUUUCGAGUACGGUCGUCACUUUUUUGUUUUCGUUCUAUUUUAAAUAAUUUGAAACAAUGAUGAUGAACGGUUUGAGGCUGACUGGCUCGUCGAUCGCGGCCAAGAGUCUUGGGGGCAACAUCGUCGUCGUCGCGUCGAGGCAAGUGCGAAGCAACGCGGCCGUGCUGGAGAGGUGCACAGAGAUCAGAAAUAGGAAUCCGAGAAAUUUGGAGUUAAUGACGAUCGCCCGCAAGCCACAGGGUUAUCAUCUCGAUAAGAAGGGACACGAGUUCUGGAACAAAUUAUUCGUCAGGGUUUCUGCUAGGCACUUCGACGCCGAGAUUGUUCACUAUAAACAUGGUCCGACCAUAACGGUGUCGACGAGAGAUUGGGCCUUGAAAAAGCAGCUUUACAAAACAAAUGACAUUUCUGCCUAUUCGAAUGUUGGGAGAAUGUUGGCGCAGAAAUGCCUGGAAGCUGGAAUCACAUCGGUUUACUGCGACAUCGAUGAAAACUCGAGCCAAAAGUUUGCAGCUUUCAUUGAUGAAAUGAGGAAAGGUGGUGUAGCGUUGGAAGAACCACCACAAUACACACACGCGUAUCCAUGGGACGCCAAGAGGAUGGUGAAACCAUGGACUCUCGAGAAUUAGUUGUAACUGUUUUUUUUAGAGUUUUUGUUAAUUAGUGUAAUAAUGUUACGUGG
Trichogramma pretiosum is the source of this 739-nucleotide messenger RNA. It is a transcript of the gene mRpL18, whose product is annotated as 39S ribosomal protein L18, mitochondrial. Gene Ontology annotation, biological process: translation. The record is from RefSeq and is a predicted model, not a curated record. Bases 114 to 686 code for a protein of 190 amino acids. The transcript is spliced from 3 exons. Gene Ontology annotation, molecular function: 5S rRNA binding; structural constituent of ribosome. Gene Ontology annotation, cellular component: mitochondrion; ribosome. NCBI's taxonomy places the organism in Eukaryota, Metazoa, Arthropoda, Insecta, Hymenoptera, Trichogrammatidae.